Chinchilla lanigera (long-tailed chinchilla) is the source of this 3563-nucleotide messenger RNA. It is a transcript of the gene Niban2, whose product is annotated as family with sequence similarity 129, member B. Bases 1 to 2274 code for a protein of 757 amino acids. The transcript is spliced from 14 exons. NCBI's taxonomy places the organism in Eukaryota, Metazoa, Chordata, Mammalia, Rodentia, Chinchillidae. The record is from RefSeq and is a predicted model, not a curated record.
AUGGGGAUUGACUUCCUCCCACUGAGGCCUGAGGAGGAAAGGGCAGCCCGGGUAUCCGUGCCGACCUCACCUCCUACCCCUGCUUCCCUUCCAGAGAAAACCGAGAAGAUCCUGCGGGGGUUCCUGCAGUUCUACGAGGACCAGUAUGGCGUUGCGCUCUUCACCAGCAUGCGCCACGAAAUCGAGGGCACCGGGCUUCCGCAGACCCAGCUGCUCUGGCGCAAGGUGCCUCUGGACGAACGCAUCAUCUUCUCGGGGAACCUCUUCCAGUACCAGGAGGACAGUAAGAAGUGGAGGAACCGCUUCAGCCUGGUGCCACACAACUACGGGCUGGUGCUGUACGAGAACAAAGUGGCCUACGAGCGGCAGGUCCCGCCCCGCACCGUCAUCAACAGUGCAGGCUACAAAGUCCUCACCUCCCUGGACCAGUACCUGGAGCUGGUUGGCAACUCCUUACCAGGGACCACGUCGAAAUCGGGUAGCACCCCCAUCUUCAAGUGCCCCACACAGUUCCCCCUGAUCCUCUGGCAUCCUUAUGCACGACACUACUACUUCUGCAUGAUGACGGAAGCCGAGCAGGACAAGUGGCAGGCGGUGGUGCAGGACUGUGUCCGGCACUGCAACAAUGGCAUUCCUGAGGACUCCAAGGUGGAGGGCCCGGCCUUCACGGACGCCAUCCGCAUGUACCGCCAGGCCAAGGAGCUGUACGGCACCUGGGAGAUGCUGUGCGGGAACGAGGUGCAGAUCCUGAGCAACCUGGUGAUGGAGGAGUUGGGCCCCGAGCUGAAGGCAGAGCUUGCACCACGGCUGAAGGGCAAGCUGCAGGAGCGGCAGCGACAGUGGAUCCAGAUCUCGGACUCUGCGUACCGCAUGGUGUAUGAGCAGGUCAAGGUGCUCUUCGAGGAGACGCUGUCUAAGCUGCAGCGGGCCCGGCCCGCCAUGGAGGCGACCAUCCGCACGGACAUGGACCAGAUCAUCACCUCCAAGGAGCACCUGGCCAGCAAGAUCCGAGCGUUUAUCCUGCCCAAGGCGGAGGUGUGUGUGCGGAACCACGUCCAGCCCUACAUCCCGUCCAUCCUCGAGGCCCUCAUGGUGCCCACCAGCCAGGGCUUCACCGAGGUGCGGGACGUCUUCUUCAAGGAGGUCACCGACAUGAACCUGAACGUGAUCAAUGAGGGCGGCAUCGACAAGCUGGGCGAGUACAUGGAGAAGCUGUCCCAGCUGGCGUACCACCCCCUGAAGAUGCAGGGCUGCUAUGAGAAGAUGGAGCCGCUGCGGCUCGACGGGCUGCAGCAGCGCUUCGACGUGUCCAGCACCUCCGUGUUCAAGCAGCGCGCCCAGAUCCUCAUGCGCGAGCAAAUGGACAACGCGGUGUACACCUUCGAGACGCUGCUGCACCAGGAGCUGGGGAAGGGGCCCACGCGGGAGGAGCUGUGCAAGUCCAUCCAGCGCAUCCUGGAGCGCGUGCUCAAGAAGUACGACUACGACAGCAGCACGGUGCGCAAGCGGUUCUUCCGGGAGGCGCUGCUGCAGAUCACCAUCCCCUUCCUGCUUAAGAAGCUGGCGCCCACCUGCAAGUCGGAGCUGCCCCGCUUCCAGGAGCUGAUCUUCGAGGACUUCGCCAGGUUUCUCCUGGUAGAAAACACUUACGAGGAGGUGGUGCUGCAGACCGUCAUGAAGGACAUUCUGCAGGCCGUGAAGGAGGCGGCCGUGCAGCGGAAGCACAACCUGUACCGGGACAGCGUGGUCCUGCACAACAGCGACCCCAACCUGCACCUGCUGGGAGAGGGCGCUCCCAUCGACUGGGGCCAGGAGUACACUGACGGCGGCAGCGGGGGCAGCCCCAGCCCUGUGACCCCGGAAGGGGUCACCCUCUCGGAGAAGCGCCGGCGCGCCAAGCAGGUGGUGUCCGUGGUCCAGGACGAGGAGGCGGGGCUGCCCCUUGAGGAGGGCUCAGAGCCAUCACUGGCGUCCCCGGACAGUGUCACUGAGAUCCGAGGCCUGCUAUCCCAGGAUCUGCAGGCUGAGAGCCCCCUGCCCGCCGACCCCCUGCUCAACGGGGCCCCGGCCCUGGAGCGCCCCCAGCCUGAGGCAGUCCCCGAGAUGCCCUCGCCACCCGGCUCGCCGCCCCAGCAUCUCCUGCCUGGGAAGGCUGUGGACCUUGAGCCCCCCAGCCCCACUAACCAGGAGACUGGGGAGCAGGUGUCCAGCCCCGGUGGCCGCGCUCCCGUCCACACCACCGAGGACAGCUCGGAGGUGCGGACGGAGUUCUAGGCAGCUGGCCUGAGUGGCCGCUUCCUCUGAGGCACCAGCGGGCUCGGGGCCAUGGCAGGGGCACCCCACACUGUACCCACUGAGUCACUUUACUGGGUGUAGCCCCCCCCCCCCCGGGCUGCUCCCCGUCUUCCCUUGUGGGCUGAUCUUGGAUGCAGGGUCUGGUCUCCAGGCUUUCUCUUCGUGCUGGGGGUUGGGGGGCUGGGGGCUCCUCGAUCCCGCCUUGCUUCUGGCACCUCCGUUUCCCUCCCCUGUGGGUCUUGCCAUCCCCCGAGGGAGAAGGAUGGGUGCACGUGGGGCACCGUAAGUCUGGGAAGCUGGCGAGUUCCCUCAUCUCACCGGGGGUGCACUGGGAGCGGGGCAGUGGAGGAGGGCAGAGCCUGGUGGCCCCAUUUCCGUCCUGCCCCCUCCCUGCCGCCCUAGGCUAGCUCCCCAGGACACUGACUGUGCCCUGCCCGGCUGAGGGGGAUGGACGAGGGGUCACCAGGCUGGGGGGAGGCUGGGUGUGGCACUGUCCCUGAGGGGCGGGGCUGCGGGCUGAGGACGGAACAAAGACCCGGAAUGUGCUGGUGGUCUGUGGCGAGAAGUGUCUGAGGGACGAGGGUCGGGAGUGUGUGAGGGAGGCUAGAGGCUGGGCCGGCAGCGUGAGUGUGUUUGGAAGUGGGGGCCUGGGCGCGCUGCGUGCACCUGUUCCUCCCCGUCCCGCCCGCCCGCUUGCUGGCCUGGGAUCCGGCGUGGCCCCGGGGCUCCUUGCCUGCCCCGUGCGUCUUGGCUCACACUCUGGGCGGGCAGGUUGCCCCGAGGCCCGGUGCCACUUGCGGUCACCUCCGAGGGGCCUGGAUGGGGCUCCCGAGGGCGAGGGAGGGGGCGGGGCCUCCGCUGCCUCUGAGCCUCGAGUCACCCGGCCCUGAGAGUUCUCGGCCCCUCUGUGAAGAUGCCUUCAGGAGUCACCUUGGGCUGGGCGCCCCUUCCUCGCUGCCUGUUCUGAGCCCUAGGGUCAAGCUGAGGUAGCCCCCGUGUGGCGGCCCACACCCGGGGUCCAGUACCCCUGGCUCAGCGUCUUCUGGGCUGCACACCUGCUCCCCAGGGCAGGGGCCUUACACCCACAGGACGGCAGCUGGUGCUCAGGGACCCCCAGCGCCCCCGGCCCCGUGCCGGCUGCAUCACUAACCUCUCCUGACGUUCUCCAGUGCCUUGGGGGUUUCUGCCAGCCUUCCUGGAUAUGGUAUUACAAAUACUAUGCAAACUGUUCAAGCUUCUGCUAAUCAAUAAACGCUUUAUUUAAAGUU